GCCGGCUUGACUUGCCAUUGCGGAUGGUGGCGAGGGCGACGAGCGACAGGCAAUUGGCGACAAGCGAGCAUACUGCGCUUCAGUUGUCAUCGAUAUAGCUGUGGGCGGUGGUGACGGCAGCUGUGAGCGGUGGCGAUAGGGUAGCGACUACAGCUGUGGGCGUGACAGCCUUGCAAGUAGAGUCCGGCUGGCGAUGGUGAUGCAGUUAGACGGCGUGUCGGACACGUGUGGCACUCGCCGGGGCCCAGGGCGCGCCAUCGUGGGCGUAUCUGGGACAGUGACCACCUUUGCUAGUGAGCAUUGUCAUCCUGGUAACCUUGGCCUGCACGCGGUGACGUUUCCGCUGCAGAUCUUUGCUCUUGUUGCGGCGUUGCCGUGGUGGGGCACGGCAGCGUACGUGGGUGCGGCGGGCUUGUCGGCUGCGACGAUGGAAGGCACGGGAGCUGCGGCGGCGUAUGUUGCCACUAUCCUUGCGCCGCUCUGGACUCUGGCAUGGGCCAUCGGAGGCAUGGGCGUGAUGCCUGCUGCCGCGAUGUGGCUGGCGGCUGGGAGUCUGCAGUUUGCUGUUGGCCACCUUAUCCUCGAGGGCCACCCACCCAAUACGGCACCGACAGGUACAUCUGCAUGCGGGCGCAUCGCACACGUGGUGUUUGAGGCUCUUCUUGCAGGCCCUUUUCUUCUCUUCUGCCUUCUUGUCGUCCACAAGGGCGCGAUCUGUGUCUGAGUCAUCCCCCUCUCACCCCGCAACCAAGCACUCUACCUUCCUCUGUACACGUGCACGAACAGUCCCUCUGUACACGUGCACGAACAGUAAGACGUCAUGCUUGGUAGCCA
Thecamonas trahens ATCC 50062 is the source of this 834-nucleotide messenger RNA. RefSeq lists its product as uncharacterized. The transcript has a single exon. NCBI's taxonomy places the organism in Eukaryota, Apusomonadida, Apusomonadidae. The record is from RefSeq and is a predicted model, not a curated record. Bases 194 to 724 code for a protein of 176 amino acids.